Penicillium oxalicum is the source of this 495-nucleotide messenger RNA. RefSeq lists its product as uncharacterized. The record is from RefSeq and is a predicted model, not a curated record. The transcript is spliced from 2 exons. Bases 1 to 495 code for a protein of 164 amino acids. NCBI's taxonomy places the organism in Eukaryota, Fungi, Ascomycota, Eurotiomycetes, Eurotiales, Aspergillaceae.
AUGGGAAUCACUCUGCAUCCUUACACUCGCAAUGCGGCUACCCGGUAUCACGGAGAAUCAUGCAAGAAAGAAGCUGACGAGUCUCUCACUCCAUUGAAUAACCCUUCGGAUGAUUGGCCUUCGCUUGUGAAAGUGACCGGUCUGUCUGAAUCUGAAGGCACAACUACGGGCCAAUGCGAGCUAAGAUCUCCCGAGCGCAGGGUCAUCUUGAAGCUCUAUAAUCUCAGACCAUUCAAUCCCAGGAUCACUCGUGCACUACAGGCAGAGGUUGAGCGCUCUCUGUUAUCCAAUAAUUCGACCCCUCCAACAGUGUCAUGGCCCUACCUGGCGGUGGAUGAGAUUGUCAUUACCUCGACAGAGGUCGAGAAUGCUCCAAUGGAGCUACAAUUUAGAGCCUUGAUAGGUCGCCCGCCCGCCCUCAACACGAAGGGGAAAAAAUGGGUUGCCUUCACGGCCGAUGAUCUUGCUGAGUGCUGCCGCUUCGCCUUUCAGUGA